UACCUUUAAAUAGGUAAACAUGUAGUUAAGUGUGACAUAACCUUUAUAUCAAUGGUUAUCACAAACUAAACUUGAUAUUACAUCAAUAUAGAUAAAUAAGAGGAAAUGAAUGAAUACGAAUAUAAUGCAUCGUUUGAGAUCAAUGAUAAAAUAAAGCAGAAGUUUGAUGAAUAUGGAUAUAUAUUAGUCAGGAAACUAUUUGAACCUGAAGUGAUAAAUCGAGUAAAGGAAAUGAUACAGAGCAAUGAUCAGAUGCUUAAGUAUAAGUGUGACAUUCCCGACAAAGAUGGUUACGUGUCAUCUAUGAUAGCUUGGAACCAAGCUGGAAGUGACGUAAGCGGUAUGAUGGCACGAUGUGAAAAAGUUGUAAAUCUGGUUGAAAAGUGUCUUGGUGGAGAAGUGUACUUAUACCAUUCGAAAUUCACAAUGAAGUGGCCUAAGAAUGGAGCCGGUUUCCACUGGCAUCAGGAUUACGGAUACUGGUAUGAUUAUGGAAAUCUUUAUCCUGAUAUGGGAACAUUCUUCGUGGCAAUCGACGAGUGCACUGUGGAAAAUGGAUGCUUACAGCUUCUGCGUGGAUCUCACAAAUGUGGACGACUGGAUCACACUAAAGAUGACGGACAAUUCUCUCCCUCAAAAGAAAGAUUGGAAUUCUUAAAAAAGAUACUUCCUUUGGAUGUUGUAGAAAUGAAACCGGGUGAUGCCGUUUUCUUCCAUUGCAAUGUCCUACAUAUGAGCGAAAUUAACACAAGCGACAAACGCCGCAUUGGAUUUCCAAUAUGUUAUAAUAGAGCAAGUAACAGUCCAACGAAGAAACACCACCAUCCGCCGUACUCUCCGAUAAGCAAGGUAACAAAUGAAGAUUUAUAUAACUGUACAAACAUUACCGAUAUGACUGGCAAGGAUUUUAUAGACCUAUCAAAUGCAGCUACAAUUAAGAGUCAGUUAACAUCGAUCGGACAAAAUGGUACAAAUUAAGAAGAAACAAAUAUACAACAAGAUAAAGAUAAAUAAGUUUUAACUUUCGGUAAACUUGCAGAACGGUACACAAGAGUUACUCCCCGUUGUACAUAGUUUAUCGAACAAUAUCUAAAUCAGUCAGAAAUAUUUACAUUUGUAUUUUUUAUUAGUAUAAUCACAACACGGACAUUUUGAUAACAGUUGGUAAACAGCAAACAUAUCUGAUAUUAUUUUCACCUGAAUAUAAGACAGGUUUUUAUAGAAGGUCAUGGAUAUUUGAAGACGAACAGGAUAAAACGGUGUUUUCUAUUUCAUAAAGAAAUGACUGUACCAAGGCAGGAGUUUGACACUUGUUUUCCAUUCGUUGACGUUUUUGAGCUUUUGAUUUUGGCAUUUGAAAAGAGUUUUUCCGUUUUGUAUUUUGUAUUGAAAUUUAUAAAACAUUUUAUUGUACUGCAAUUUCCGGCUCGUGUGGAGAAAUUUGCCGAUACAGCAGAUGUAAAUAGGAUAGAUUUUUGUUUGUCCUCGAUCAGUUUUUGUAUUGGUGGUUAUUUUGAAUCAUUAGUUAAUAAAGGUCCCAUCAAAUGGGGUUGAUGUUUUAAUCUGUAUUAUGUCCUAGUACAGUCGUUUUAUGUUGUUACAUUCGAAACAAUAGGCUAUUAUAAUAAAUUCAGUAUUGCUGCUUAAUUUCCACAGUUAUCGCUCUUUGGAAGACUUUAUUAAUAUAUCUUAUUUAUUCUUACUUUUAUGUUUUAGUGAUUAUCGUUUUUUCAAGAUCUUUUCUUUCCUUUUUCCUUUUUACAUAAGUCCAAAAGGAUCAUUCUUAAGUCAAAUCGGAAAUACGAGAUUUAAAAUACGAGGUUUGAAAUGUGGAUUUGAAAUUCAUUAUCUUUACCUUUAGAAUUGUCAUUCAAAUCCAUUGGAUUUGAAAUUCAAUGUCCAAUGAAACCAAUAAAAGAAAACUUCCAGGUUACGAUGCUGUCAAUGCCAGUAGUAUGUGUUUAUGAAAUCGGCUUCGAUUUGAUUUAUCAAUUAUCUAUAACUAAGAAGAACGAAGAUCAAAAACCUUACCGUGGAUCUUCAACUUAGUGUUUUCAUUUAAUUGAAAAGAAAAAGAAAUAACGAAAUGAAGAACUUCCACGAAACACAUAGAUACUGACGGCAAAUAAACAUCAAUUAUUUACAAAAGAUAUGAUAAGAAAACAGGUAAACAUUGUAAAAAGUAUAUGCUUAAGUAAACUAUACUAGAAUGAACCUAAAGGAAAGUCAAAAUUACCUGAUGGCAUUGUUGUUUAUUAAUUUAACAUAUAAUUCGUUUCCACUUUUUUUUCUUUUAAAGUCAUAUGAAACGAGUAACUGGUGAAAGAAAAUGCUUAUUCAAUUCUUGAACCAAUGCAUAUAUUUAUCGUAC
This is a messenger RNA of Mytilus trossulus (common blue mussel), 2371 nucleotides long. RefSeq names its product L-proline trans-4-hydroxylase-like. The record is from RefSeq and is a predicted model, not a curated record. The coding region runs from base 106 to 978 and encodes 290 amino acids. Lineage: Eukaryota; Metazoa; Mollusca; Bivalvia; Mytilida; Mytilidae. The transcript has 9 exons.